GCGCUCCGAAGCGCCCGCGGCCAAACGGCGAACGAGCUUCCUGGCGUCUGGAUGUCGGGCUUCGGUUGGCUUCUGUGCGUUGCUCUGUGUUAUUGCAAGCAGUUUGCGCUCGGCGCUAAUGUUACAAGUUCACGCCGAGAUAAUCACCGUCACAUCGAGAUUACGCAUCGUGGAUAAAUAAACGCGCGAGCCAUCGAUAUAAUUUCGCACGCACUGCGGCGAGCGUCGAACCUAACAGAGCAAACAACAAUAACACCAUGGAGACUGAUGAGCCUGAAUCAUCCAGUGGGCCAAUAUCAAGCUUGAACAGCUUGUUUUCCUUCACCAGUCCAGCUGUAAAGAAACUACUUGGCUGGAAGCAAGGUGAUGAAGAAGAAAAGUGGGCUGAGAAAGCUGUGGAUAGUUUGGUAAAGAAGUUGAAGAAACGAAAAGGCGCUGUCGAGGACCUAGAGCGCGCGUUAUCUUGUCCAGGAACGCCCAGUAAAUGUGUAACAAUUCCGCGUUCUCUUGACGGCCGCCUACAAGUCUCACACCGUAAAGGUUUGCCGCAUGUGAUAUAUUGCCGAGUGUGGCGAUGGCCCGACUUGCAGAGCCAUCACGAACUUAAGCCUAUAGAGCAGUGCCAAUAUCCAUUCUCAGCCAAGCAGAAAGAGGUCUGCAUCAAUCCCUAUCAUUACAAACGGGUCGAGAGUCCAGUUUUGCCGCCAGUGCUCGUGCCAAGACACAACGAUUACGUUCCCGGACAUUCCCUUCUGCCCUUCCAACAGAUUCUUGACAACAAUAUGCCGCACAACGUUAGCUAUUCUUCGUCCGGCUUCAGUAGUGGUCACGCCAGCCCCAGCUCACCGGCGAAUAUUCCCAGCCCUGGCAGCAUUAGCUCGCUGCAGUCGUCGAACAAUCCACAGUCGCCGUACUCGAAUUUAGCAGAAACACCACCACCGGCGUACAGUCCCACCGACGACCAGCCUGCGAACAACAAUGUUACGACCGAGCCAAACCUCGCUGAUGUGCAAUCAGUAGCUUACCAAGAACAGCAGUACUGGGCGUCGAUAGCCUACUACGAGCUCAAUUGUCGUGUCGGUGAAGUUUUCCACUGUCAAUCAACGUCUGUCAUUGUUGACGGUUUUACCAACCCUCGUAGCAACCACGAUCGUUUUUGUCUUGGCCAACUUAGCAACGUCAACCGCAACUCGACCAUAGAGAACACACGACGUCAUAUCGGCAAAGGUGUACAUUUGUACUAUGUGAAUGGCGAGGUGUACGCCGAGUGUCUGUCGGACAGUGCGAUCUUUGUGCAGUCGCGUAACUGCAAUCACCACCACAGCUUCCACCCGUCGACUGUAUGCAAAAUACCUGCUGGAUGCUCGCUGCGGAUAUUCAAUAAUGCCGAAUUUGCGCAAUUGCUUUCCACGUGUGUCAAUCACGGUUUUGAGGCGGUAUAUGAGCUAACGAAAAUGUGCACAAUUCGAAUGAGUUUUGUCAAAGGCUGGGGUGCCGAGUACCAUCGGCAGGACGUGACGAGCACGCCGUGCUGGAUCGAAGUGCAUUUGCAUGGUCCACUUCAGUGGCUGGACAAGGUGCUCACGCAAAUGGGUGCUCCUCACAACGCCAUCAGUUCGGUCUCAUAAACGGUUAUUAAUGCAAGUUUUUAUUUUAAUUACGAUUACCUACCUUAAGCAUGCCUCUCUAAAUACAAGGCUUCAAGUUCGAAAUAACUCGGAAACUAGUGAAAUUGGAAACAAUUUUUGAUCAACUUUGUAUUUUCGAAUAGUUUAUUAAGGUACAAUAAUACCAGUGAAUAGGAGUUUGCAACUGAUCUCGUGAAAUUGUAACUUGAUAUGCGUUCGCUAAUUGCCUAAGUUGCGUGCAACGAACACAAAUGAACGAUAACGAAGCGCCCAGAUAAUGCGUCUUCGGAAUGUGUGUGUAUUGAAUUUCCAAACAUUAAGCUGUUACUACUUUAAUAUGCAAGUUUAUAAAGGGCGCUUAUCUUGAGAAUGUGAGUUAUGAAAAAGUUGAUGCAUUGUAUAUAAUUAAGUAUUGUUUUUCUUGUACCCGAAUGUUGAUUGGAACUAGAUCGUGGCGCCACACGAUCUUACCUAUAACAAAAACGAAUUUGCUCGUUUACUAUUUGGUACUAAAAUCCAUCCAAUUUAUGCCUAAAUGUAAAGUGCUCUUGUUUUGCAAAGAUUUACAAUUGUAUGGGACUUGCUGUUUCAUGCAUUAAACGGAUAUUACCAUAUUGCCUAAUGUGAAGUGCGCUUGAUUUGCAAACAAAUUAAAUAACUUAAUGCAGUUUUAAAUUACGUACAAGUUGUAAUGUGCAAGGAGAAAUCACAAAAGUUUACUACAAAAGCAUUUAUUUUCAAAUUAUCUAUGAAAAUUAUAUUUAUAGAGAAACUAUUUACCUCUACCAGAAGAAAGGCCAUAUAUAAAUAUUUUUAUUCGUGAAAUAUUAAUAUUAACUACGUUAAAAAAUGUUGUGCAAACUGUAAACAAGUGCAAAUAAUGAUAUAUUGAUGGAACGAAUUUUGAGAAAAAAAUAUGUGCAUGUGCAAAACGAAUAUGAUAAAUAAUGUAAAUGUACAAGUUAAUGUAUAGAUUUUAAUGAAGUUCAAACAAGACGCGUAUUUCUCAACACACUAUUUUACAAAUAACGUAUUCAAUGUUCAUUCUUCGAUUUGCUAGUGUAUGAUGGAAAGAAGGAGUAAGGUUUCGUUACAAAAUUUAUAUUAAUUGAUUGAUAAAAUUGAAUUUGUUGUGUUGCCAUUAUCUUGCUCAUUUAUAUCUUAUUGUAAAUUUGUUAUAUUUUUAAUGUUUAAUAUUUUAUAACGUGUAUUUUGAUACGUUUGGUGAUUUCGUUAUCAUCUGCAAUUACACAUGUGCAACUCUUGGCUAAAUGCAUAAUUUCGUUUCUUUUUUUCUUCCGUUUUGUUAAAACUUUAAGUCGUUUUGUUUAUAUAAAUUACGAGGUAGUAAUAAGCAGCCAUAUUAUAUACCGUAAAUCAGUAAAUUUGUAAUAUAAGACAUAAAUAAAAAAAAAUUAAAGUA
Molecule: messenger RNA, 3051 nt
Organism: Dalotia coriaria
Lineage: Eukaryota; Metazoa; Arthropoda; Insecta; Coleoptera; Staphylinidae
Gene: Mad
Product: Mothers against dpp
Exons: 2
Coding region: 258-1628 (456 amino acids)
Biological process (GO): BMP signaling pathway; cell differentiation; anatomical structure morphogenesis
Cellular component (GO): heteromeric SMAD protein complex
Molecular function (GO): I-SMAD binding; DNA-binding transcription factor activity, RNA polymerase II-specific; RNA polymerase II cis-regulatory region sequence-specific DNA binding
Source: RefSeq, a predicted model, not a curated record